This is a messenger RNA of Camelus dromedarius (Arabian camel), 6634 nucleotides long. It is a transcript of the gene RASA1, whose product is annotated as RAS p21 protein activator 1. The transcript has 25 exons. Gene Ontology annotation, biological process: regulation of GTPase activity. The record is from RefSeq and is a predicted model, not a curated record. Gene Ontology annotation, molecular function: protein binding. Bases 628 to 3753 code for a protein of 1041 amino acids. NCBI's taxonomy places the organism in Eukaryota, Metazoa, Chordata, Mammalia, Artiodactyla, Camelidae.
CCCUCCGCUCCUCCUCCCGUGCCCCGCCUUCCUUUCUCUCUCGUCGUUUUCACUGAGCGCUCCAGGUUGGGAGCGUUCAGUUGAUUUCCCAGCUACCCCGCCCCCCUUCCUCUUUUCUCCCCACCCCUCCCUUCUCAGCCCCGUGGAGGAUGAAGCGGCUGCAGUGGCCCCAGCCCCAGCAGCGGCACCGGCGGUGGCUGCGGUGGGGGUGGCCGGAACUGGGGUGGUGAAGAAGCGGUGGCGGCGGCGGCGGUGGCUGAAGGAGCGGCAGCCGCCCCAGCCGCUUCCCCUGUGCUUCCCUUCCUCUUUAGUGCAGCCAGGAAAUUUUUCGCUUCUGUGCAUGUGUGUGUGCGUGAGUGUGGGUGUGUGAGGUGAAGGUUUGGGCGGCGUUUGUGCAGGCGCUGGGUUUUUUGCCCACUUCUCUUCCCGUAACCCGGGUAGACUCCCGAGCCUGGGCUGUGGCCCGAAGAGGGGGCGCGGCGGCGGGCUCUCUCCUUUUGUUGUUGUUUCCUCCGCCUGGGGAGCUGAAGGGGGGACGCGCCUGGGUGGGGCGGCUCGGAGCCGGGGCCUGGUGGCCCCCGGGGCUCCCGGGCGGGCAGGGUAGGGCAGAGCAGAGCGGGCUUCAACAUGAUGGCGGCCGGGACCGGCAGUGAGGAGGGCGGCCCGGUCACCGCCGGGGCAGCCGGAGGCGGCGGGGCCGCGGGCUCGAGUGCCUAUCCGGCGGUGUGUCGGGUGAAGAUACCCGCGGCCUUGCCUGUGGCCGCCGCCGCCCCCUAUCCUGGGCUGGCGGAGGCUGAAGUGGCCGGGACUCUGGGUGGCGGAGCCGGUUUGGGGUCAGGGUUCCUGGGACCCGGGUCUGUGGCGGGGGCACUGGGGGGAGCCGGACUGUCAGGGGGAGGUGCUGCUGCUGGCGUGGCCGGUGCUGCCGCCGCUGGACCCGGCGGGGAGAUGGCUCUCACCAAGGGGACCACUUCGUUGCCUGCUGAGACCUUCGGGGCAGGCGGCGGAUUCCCUCCUCUGCCGCCGCCUCCUCAGCUGCCCGCUUUGGGCGCGGGCCUGGGAACAGUGGACGAAGGUGACUCUCUGGAUGGACCAGAAUACGAGGAGGAAGAGGUGGCUAUCCCGCUGACCGCUCCUCCAACUAACCAGUGGUAUCAUGGAAAACUUGAUAGAACUAUAGCAGAAGAACGGCUCAGGCAGGCAGGGAAGUCCGGCAGUUACCUUAUAAGAGAAAGUGAUCGGAGGCCAGGGUCCUUUGUACUUUCAUUUCUUAGCCAGACAAAUGUUGUCAACCAUUUUAGGAUUAUUGCUAUGUGUGGAGAUUACUACAUUGGUGGAAGACGUUUUUCUUCUCUGUCAGACCUAAUAGGUUAUUACAGUCAUGUUUCCUGUUUGCUUAAAGGAGAAAAAUUGCUUUAUCCAGUUGCACCGCCAGAGGCAAUAGAAGAUAGAAGGCGUGUUCGAGCUAUUCUACCUUACACAAAAGUACCAGACACAGAUGAAAUAAGUUUCUUAAAAGGAGAUAUGUUCAUUGUUCACAACGAAUUAGAAGAUGGAUGGAUGUGGGUUACAAAUCUAAGAACAGAUGAACAAGGUCUUAUUGUUGAAGACCUAGUAGAAGAGGUGGGCCGAGAAGAGGAUCCACAUGAAGGCAAAAUAUGGUUCCAUGGGAAAAUUUCCAAACAAGAAGCUUACAAUUUACUAAUGACAGUUGGUCAAGUCUGCAGUUUUCUUGUGAGGCCGUCAGAUAAUACUCCUGGUGACUAUUCACUUUAUUUUCGGACCAAUGAAAAUAUUCAGCGAUUUAAAAUAUGUCCAACACCAAACAAUCAGUUUAUGAUGGGAGGCCGGUAUUAUAACAGCAUUGGGGACAUCAUAGAUCACUAUCGAAAAGAACAGAUUGUUGAAGGGUAUUAUCUUAAGGAACCUGUACCAAUGCAGGAUCAAGAACAAGUACUCAAUGAUACAGUGGAUGGCAAGGAAAUUUAUAAUACAAUUCGUCGUAAAACAAAGGAUGCUUUUUAUAAAAAUAUUGUUAAAAAAGGUUAUCUUCUAAAAAAGGGCAAAGGAAAAAGGUGGAAAAAUUUAUAUUUUAUCUUAGAGGGCAGUGAUGCCCAACUUAUUUAUUUUGAAAGUGAAAAACGAGCUACAAAACCAAAAGGAUUAAUAGAUCUCAGCGUGUGUUCUGUCUAUGUUGUUCAUGAUAGUCUCUUUGGCAGGCCAAACUGUUUUCAGAUAGUGGUUCAGCACUUUAGUGAAGAACAUUACAUCUUCUAUUUUGCAGGAGAAACUCCAGAACAAGCAGAGGAUUGGAUGAAAGGUCUGCAGGCAUUUUGCAAUUUACGGAAAAGUAGUCCAGGAACAUCUAAUAAACGCCUGCGUCAGGUCAGCAGUCUUGUUUUACAUAUUGAAGAAGCCCAUAAACUCCCAGUAAAACAUUUUACUAAUCCAUAUUGUAACAUCUACCUGAAUAGUGUCCAGGUAGCAAAAACUCAUGCAAGGGAAGGGCAAAACCCCGUGUGGUCAGAAGAGUUUGUCUUUGAUGAUCUUCCUCCUGACAUCAACAGAUUUGAAAUAACUCUUAGUAAUAAAACAAAGAAAAGCAAAGAUCCUGAUAUCUUAUUUAUGCGCUGCCAGUUGAGCCGGUUACAGAAAGGCCAUGCCACAGACGAAUGGUUUUUGCUCAGCUCCCAUAUACCAUUAAAAGGUAUUGAACCAGGAUCUCUGCGUGUCCGAGCACGAUACUCCAUGGAAAAGAUCAUGCCAGAAGAAGAGUACAGUGAAUUUAAAGAGCUUGUACUGCAAAAGGAGCUUCAUGUAGUCUAUGCUUUAUCACAUGUAUGUGGACAGGACCGAACACUACUGGCUAGCAUCCUACUGAGGAUUUUUCUUCAUGAAAAGCUUGAAUCAUUGUUGUUAUGUACACUAAAUGACAGAGAAAUAAGCAUGGAAGAUGAAGCCACUACCCUAUUUCGAGCCACAACACUUGCGAGCACCUUGAUGGAACAGUAUAUGAAAGCCACUGCUACACAGUUUGUUCAUCACGCUUUGAAAGACUCCAUCUUAAAGAUAAUGGAAAGCAAGCAAUCUUGCGAGUUAAGUCCAUCAAAGUUAGAAAAAAAUGAAGAUGUGAACACUAAUUUAGCACACCUAUUGAACAUACUUUCAGAGCUUGUGGAGAAAAUAUUCAUGGCUUCAGAAAUACUUCCACCGACACUGAGGUAUAUUUAUGGAUGUUUACAGAAAUCUGUCCAGCACAAGUGGCCUACAAAUACCACCAUGAGGACAAGAGUUGUCAGUGGUUUUGUUUUCCUUCGACUUAUCUGUCCUGCCAUCCUGAAUCCCCGGAUGUUUAAUAUCAUCUCAGAUUCCCCAUCUCCUAUUGCUGCAAGAACACUGAUAUUAGUGGCCAAGUCUGUGCAGAACUUAGCAAAUCUUGUGGAAUUUGGAGCUAAGGAGCCUUAUAUGGAAGGUGUCAAUCCAUUCAUUAAAAGUAAUAAACAUCGUAUGAUCAUGUUUUUAGAUGAACUUGGGAAUGUACCUGAACUUCCGGACACUACAGAGCAUUCUAGAACUGACCUGUCCCGCGAUUUAGCAGCAUUGCAUGAGAUCUGUGUGGCCCAUUCAGAUGAACUGCGAACACUCAGUAAUGAGCGUGGUGCACAGCAGCAUGUACUGAAAAAACUUCUGGCUAUAACAGAACUGCUUCAACAGAAACAAAACCAGUAUACAAAAACUAAUGAUGUCAGGUAGCAGCCUUCGCCUCAGCAUUCUGCAUGGAUUCAGCAUGUCCAACAUGGUAAUUCACAUCCGUAUAAUGUCUCCUUUGCUCUUGCCAAAAAUAGCACACCUUUCCACAUUCCAGUGAUGUGUGAGCUAUGCAAACAAAACCCAAGAUUCUGCUGGUGAGUAACUGUGCCAGCAGCUUUGUAAGCUAUCUGUGCAGGAUAUUUGCACUUUUUCCACAUAUGGAAUUAACCUUUACCAACCUCUGAGCCUUGGUGUACAGAUCACCUUUCACACAAUGCUGACUGUAUCUUGAACUUUGAAAAUAUAUUUUCAGUACAUCGAAUUGCCAAAGUUUUGCUGUCUCUUGGAAAAAGACCUAUCAACUAAGAAAAAGCAUUCUGUUAAGUAUAACUGGAUUGCAGACUGUUCUUAUUAUAACUUCUUCCUGAAUUAGGACUAUGACCGUUUGACUGUUCAAUGACUUUAUUUGUAUUUACAGUUUCCAGAGUUUGCCAUUAUAAUAGGAACAAUCUUUGCUGUAUACUUUUUUUUUAAAAAAAAUAACUGUGCUAUUUCUCUUUGCUGGAACUGUUGAAAGAAAAUAUAUAGAAUCGAUCUAUUGCUCAUCAGCUUUAUUUUUUAAACAUACCACUUAUUUUGUUUGUUGGAAUUGUCAAAGACUGUAUUUAGAUCUCAUAAUGCUUUUGAUAAAUGUUUACAACAGUAAAUAGUUUGAGUUCAAUAAGUAUUAUUGGUCACUAUGUACUGAUAAGUGCAUGUUACCCAUUCAGCCGUUUUAUAGAAAACACCCGUAGAAUGCUUUUGUUGAAAGUAUGUUUCUUAAUUCCAAGUUGAUUUUUUAAAUUAUGCAAAAACCUCAUCAUCUACUUAACAGCUUUCCAUCUUUGACCUUCUGACUACUUGUUGUAUCUGCUGGAUAUUUAGUUUUGACUGUAUAGUUUCAUUUGCUUCUAUAUGUGUAUUUUUGUGAAGUAUUCACAGGGGUAAGUUAAAAUAAAACUGAGGGAUAUCUUGAAUAAUUGAUUACUUCUGUCUAAAUACAGCUAAACAUUUAUUAUUAUUUUCUUCCUCCUUUAGGAACAGUUCAAAUUUAGUACCAGAGCAAGGUCCAGGGAGAAGAUGAAAUGCCAGAUUUUUCUUUCUGGCCAAUGGUCUCUUGAGAAGUUGUGUAUUUGGUAGGGGUAAUAAUUCUUUCCCUCCCAUAAUUGUGCGGGGGUGGGGGGAAGGCACACCAAAGUGGUUCGAGACGGGGAUGUAUUAGGGAAAGCAUUUAUACUUUCUAAAUAUCCAGGUUCCAAGAGUAACACUUUAAAAUACAGGUAAAAACAAAAUUUAAAAAAGGGGUAGUAUAAAGUGUUAACUAAUUGAGGGUUCAGUAGAUUUCUGUGUAGUGUAAUUUUGAGCUAUUAAGGUGUAUGGCGGUAAGCUAGCCCUGGAGUAGCUGCGAUCCCACCUGACGAGUGAGCAGAUGCUCAGCACACCCUGUGUUCCUUUUCCAUCCCUCCUGCUCUGCAGCUAGACGUCCACCAUAGGUAUGUGACAUUUGUCUCCAGAUUCUAGUAAAUGCCUCUGUAAACCUAAAGUCAUCCUGCUUUUUAUAAAUUCCUGACAUGCUCAUCACUUAAACUGGAAUAGGAAAUUUGUCAUUUUACCUUUGUUGGUCUUGGGUUAACUAGCUGGUCAGUGAUGAAAUUUUUAAAGGGGCUGGGGAGGAAAAUUUUCUGCCAAAAGUGUGGACCUUGCUCUGAUGCCAAACUUUAGUGACCUAAAAGAGAAACGAGAAAUUGUGAACAGUUGGCAAUUCUGUCUAGAGGCUGGCAACAGUGCUACUUAACCUGGGUUGCCCUGGAGGAUUGUCAACUUUGGCUUCUUCCACUCCUCUUCUGAAUUCUAGUCCUCUCAUUCCACAAUGAGAAGGAAACUAAAACCCCAAAACUCAAGCCUAAAAUAUAAAUAUAAAUAUAAAGAAUUAUUAGAGAACAAUAUGAACAUAGUAAAUAUUACUCUCAAAUACUAAGAUGUAACUAAAUGGUACCUAUACUUUGUGGAAAAGUACAGCCUGGGAUACACUGACAAUGAGGAGAGGUAUGUGUGUAUCUAUAAAACUUCAUUUCAGAGCAAUUUUCUCAGAACUCCUUCAAACCCAUUUUCCAAGAAAAAAAAAAAACUUGACAGACAUCCAUAAUUUGGUUCCAACUUAGAAACUAACAUCACAGUUAAAUAAUUUAACAAAUGUAAUAGCCAAUAUUCCUUAGCACUUUUAAAACUGACUUACCCUUUAAUAAAAAGGGUACCACAAAGACAAAACUUUUGGUACGUUUGCUUAUUACAUUUUGUUUAAAAUAUAGGUUCUAUAUUUUAAAUUUGGCUACUAUAGAAAAUGAUUUGAUAUUAGUCAUGGUGGGGGCAAGAUUGCCCAAAACCAGGUACUUAUUCUGGCUCUUUUGAAGAUGUUUAGUUUCGAUAAAACUACUCUGAAAGGAAAAAAAUUUAAAUAACAAACAGAAAAGCUUAAUAUAUUUUGAUGCUUUUACAUUAUUUCAUUUUUAAAUAAAGUUAAAUGGCCAGAUAUGCUUCAUCCUUCUGUUGAUUAGUUUUAGCACUGACAAAUCAAUUUCAAAUGGUUUAGAGAGAAUCUACCAGGUCAUCAUCAGUCCAUUCCUCCUAAGAAGGAAAGAAAAUGUCGUAAGGAUAACAUUAUACUGAAGCAUAACCAGUACUGUUUACCUUCUUGCCUGCCUUUAGAAGAAUGUCCUCCCCUGCGAUGCUGUUUAUAGAAGAUAAAUAAAAUGGGAAAAUCUGUAGCAGUUUAACCUUAUAAUAAUAUGGCAUGGUCCACCAAACUACUCCAGUGACAGGAAUAAAGAUUACAGUUGUGACCUUA